This is a messenger RNA of Cyprinus carpio (common carp), 1586 nucleotides long. RefSeq lists its product as uncharacterized. The record is from RefSeq and is a predicted model, not a curated record. NCBI's taxonomy places the organism in Eukaryota, Metazoa, Chordata, Actinopteri, Cypriniformes, Cyprinidae. The transcript is spliced from 4 exons. Bases 94 to 1575 code for a protein of 493 amino acids.
AGAGAUCUGUGGCGACAUGUGAAGAAAUGUUCUUCAAAACCAGUAGAAGCCAAUUCAGAGAUUGGAAGAAAAAAGGUAUUGUCUUUGGCCUCUAUGAAUGAGUCAGCUCUUUCUCAGCAAAUAUCCCCAGGUGUUUGGAAGAUUUUAGCUGUCAUGAAAGACGAUGAGAUAACUGCUACUGUGCGAAGUGACUAUUCUAUUCUUCAGCUGGCCCAGUCAUUUUUUAAUAAACAUGCACAGGAUCCCACCAAAUAUGACUAUAUUCGCCAGACACUCAGAGAAAGUGGAAGACUUCUGCUUACGCUUCGCAAGGAAUUCUCAAUACAAACUCUUGAAGAUGCUGUGAGACCAGCAAAUUUUGAUGUGGUGAUCAAAGCUGUUAAGAAAGUGUCUGGGUACGAUGACGAAAAGCACUGCUACCGUACUCCAAGCCUUGCAUUAAAGUUGGGUCACUCACUCCAGAAAGUCAGUGACAUUUUACAUUGUAGAGCACUGAUGGCAGAAGACAGUAACCUGAUAAAGUCAACCCAGAGUUUUAAAACCCUCUAUGCUACAAAGUGGUCAGAACUCAUCUCCCACACUGCUUUAACUACGCUAAAUGAGCGCCACUUUAACAAGCCUUCCACUCUUCCUUUUACGAAAGAUGUUCAGUGUCUUCAUAGACAUCUGGAGAAGUCUACAGAACAAGCAUUGAAGGACUUGGAUGACCAUAGUUCACCAAAAUCAUAUAGUGAACUUUGUAAAGCCACCAUGGCAAAUGUAAUACUUUUUAAUAGGAGAAGAGGGGGAGAAGUUUCAAAGAUGACGCUGAAUGGUUUUCUGGAGAGAGACACAAGUGCCCUGCACAAGGAUGUCGCUUUUGGACUGACACAAUUUGAACUUCAUCUUUGUCAACACUUCAGUCGUGUUGAAUUAAGGGGUAAAAGAGGCCGGAAAGUUGCAGUGUUACUUUCACCAGACAUGGUGAUGGCAAUAACACGCCUAAUAGAGAAAAGAAAAGACUGUGGUGUUCUGGCAGAAAACCUGUUCCUGUUUGCCAGGCCUCAUUGUCUGACUCCCUACAGAGGACAGGACUGUUUGAGGCUCUAUGCGAGUGAAUGUGGGGCUGAAAACCCUGAGCUCCUCAGGUCCACGCUAUUACGGAAACAUGUCGCAACUUUGUCACAGAUCUUGAAUCUCAAGAAUCAUGAGUUAGACCAAGUUGCUGACUUUCUUGGGCAUGAUAUUCGCGUUCAUCGUGAAUUUUACCGACUUCCAGAGGCUACUACCCAGCUGGCCAAAAUCUCCAAAUUACUGCUUGCCAUGGAGAAAGGUUCUCUCAGAAACCUUCAAGGCAAAACACUUGAGGAGAUUGAAAUUGAAGAUCACCUACAGUUGACCGAAUCAAGUGCAGAGAGUGAGGUUGAUGCAGAAAGUGAGGUCGAUGAAGGAAAUCUCACAUAUCCACAGACUGAUUCUACAGAGAUGAAAAGAACAACACAACCUGUUGAAGCUUCAGGUUCUGCAGGACUGCUGAAUGCUAGGCAACUUGUUGAGAAACUUCCAGGCAUGUCUGCGCCAUUAUCACAAGGUUAGCCCUUAUCCUG